AUGAAUUUUAUUCUUCCGCUUGAUGUACUUUCGCUCCGCGGAGAUUCGUUUUACGAUGUUGUCGAAGAGUUUUGUGGCAAGGAGGUGGUUGAAUUACCCAAGUUUCAGAUGAUCAAUUCUUCCGUGGAUUUGAUUGAGGUCGACGAUGCAUUCUCCAUUCUUCAAAUCGAUUCACAUCAAACAACAUCAAUCAAAGAAUUUUUGGGCGUUACAGGCAAAGAUAAUAACGGCAAAUAUUCGUUUUUUGUUAUGCCAGGUAUACGCUUAAAACUUGAAAAGUUUACUCGUUCACUUCGUACUUUUCUUUCAUCUACCGGUUCGUCAUCUUCAUUAAAUAUCAAGUCUUUAACAAUUUCAUCUGAACUUCUUCAACGAUAUCCGUUCUUGAUCGAUCUUAUUAAUUGUUUAGAAUUGCAGUUAUUGACUGAUUUCCCAUUGGAUUUUAUAUCGAAUAUGCUAUCAAACAUCACCCGUUCUAAAAAUUUAUAUCGCUACGAACAAUCCGUGAAAGACUAUGCUGUAUCAUUGUAUAUUCUGGGAGGGCGUAACGUUUAUGAUUUCGUUCGAUUAAAUAUUCCUGGAUUGAUUCCUAGUCUAACAAGUCUACGAUCGAUCCUCACUUCUUCUAAAAAAUAUUUCAUCGAAGGCGAAUUUCAAUAUGAACGUUUCAAUGAAUUUAUCGAGUUAUUGGACUGUAAGUACGCAUUCUGUGGAGAAGAUAGUACUUCAGUCGUAUCAAAAGUCUGUUACGAUUCACGUUCCAACUCUUUCGUUGGAUUUACACUUCCACUUAAAGAUGGAUUUCCUUGCUCUCGGUAUUUUUCUACUAAUUCAUUUGGUGAACUUGAACAAUGGUAUGAAAAGAUCGACAAAUCGUUUCUAAUCAACGCAAAUGUUAUUCAAGCAGUAUGUCCUAGUAAUCGAACAUCGCCAUCACCAUUUCUUCUUGCUGCUUAUGGUACAAAUAGCAAAUACACAGCUCGAGACAUUCUUAACAGAUGGUCAAAAAUUUUUGAUUCAUUCAUGACUCAAAAUAUCCGAAUUUUAGGCUUUUCAUCAGACUGUGAUCCGAAACAGAUGAAAGCAAUGGGUGAUUCUAUGGGAUUCUUUUCCAACGAACACACCGGUUUUGAAUAUCAUCCUGAUCAUUUCAAAAUUUCUUUAUUUAAAGCGAGUGAAUAA
This is a messenger RNA of Rotaria socialis, 1182 nucleotides long. The record is from the annotation of a GenBank genome assembly. Lineage: Eukaryota; Metazoa; Rotifera; Eurotatoria; Philodinida; Philodinidae.